AUGUCGAACUUCGAUAUGAUCAUAGCGAAUACUCAACUUUCCAUCCUUUAUCUCUUCCCUGUCGCAGUCUUUGGGCUCAUCCUCAAUCUCUACCGCAAAGCUAUCCUUGGAAGAUCAAACCAGAAAAAGGCUCAAGCUGGAGAUGCAUAUGCAGCCCUCGAGCAAACCGUUACCUAUGCGCCUCAUGCCGCCCAGGACUCUCUUCAAGACUUGAUCGAGAACGAUGGAGCUGGCACAUGGCCUCCUACAACUGUGUAUGGCAAUGCCUGGCCAGUACCCCUUCAACCAUUCCACGACAUCUAUCAAGCCAUGGCACCUGCUCUUUCAGUCGCAGAACUCAGCGGCGACGAUGUCAAGAACUUUCAACGAUGCUUGGACUUCCGUGUACAGAUGAGAACACUUUACAAUGAUCAAGUCAACAUGGGAGAAGUGAAAGCCCUCCUAGACGCAGCAGAGCAUGAUGAGAAUGUUCUAUCCCGUGCGGCUUGGAACGGUCUAUUCGCUUGCAUUGCAUUGUCCCGACAUUCCUUCCGAUGGGGAACAAUCCCCAUUGUCAAACUUGCCCAAGCAGAGCGAGUUGUUGAUUUCCCUGGCUGCCUCGACCUUGCAUGGCCAUACCUCCAGAGACGUUAUGGAGUUACAUCUCCAGGUGGCAACGUCGCAAGUAACUAUCUCUGCAACUUCGACGAAAACCAUCAGAUUGUUUACCCUAUCAACCCUGGCAUGGACGAUCUCAUCCAAUCUGCCGAGUACCACUUUGGUCAUGUCUUCCCCCACAUCGAAAGAGAAGCUCUUCCCAUUUAUCACUUGGUUACUAAAGCUAUCCAACAACAUUCUAACGGUGACCUUGCUGGUACUCUGCAAUCGCUCAAAGGAAUCAACAAGGAUUUGCGCAUACCUUUGAAGACAUAUUACGAAACCAUGCAUGAAUCUAAGAUCUCGCGAAAAGUUUGGAUGCACUACGCACAAGGAUUCCAAGGAUGGGCCGCUGGUGACAUCGACGAAGUCACUGGAGAGUAUACCGAAUAUGACGGUCUUUCUGGCAACCAGCUAUUACUCCCGCAGAUCAUGGAUGCUUUCUUGGGACUUGAUAGAUACUUGAAUGAGGAGAACACACAACGCUACAUGCCAAACUUACAACGCAAAUUCCGCGAAACCAUUGCUGAGCAUAGCUUCCGCAUUGAGGCCAAGAAAAACGGAGAGGAUGACAUUGAGCACGAAAUGAACAACAUUGUCAAGCAGAUGAGAAUAUUCCGAACAGCUCACCGAGUCAGAGUUAAGCCAUACUUGAGCGUACCAGCCCCUGAGCGCAUGAUCAUGACAGCUGGAAAGUCUGUUCUGGAGAAGGGUGACGUUCAAGACUACCAGUCUGCCAUUGCACCUCUGGAUAAAAUGUUGAGCGACAGACUGUUGGCAACGAAGUAG
This is a messenger RNA of Sclerotinia borealis F-4128, 1425 nucleotides long. Lineage: Eukaryota; Fungi; Ascomycota; Leotiomycetes; Helotiales; Sclerotiniaceae. The record is from the annotation of a GenBank genome assembly.